CCUACAAAAGUCUCUCUAGCAGGGCAGACGACUCUCCGGGGCGGGCUUCGGGGUCCUCAGGCUUGGCUUGGGCUUCCUUGGCAGGAGAGAAACGGGCUGGGCCGGCGGAGAAAGAGAGCUUAAGACACGCUGUUCUCUGGGAGGUGAUGUACUUUUGAGCGACCACCAUGUCGAUGUAUCUGAAGCACUUCACGGUGGUGGGAGAUGACACUGCCCAGUGGAACAACGACUACAAGAAAUGGGAGGAGGAGGAGACGGAAGAGGAAGGAGAAGGGAAGGCACCCGAGGUUGCGGUGAAAGUCGAAUCGGCACCCAGGCGUCCAACCUUCAGAGAUGUCAUGAAGAGGCUGUUCCACUCCCACAAGUUCCAGAUCUUGGUGGUUUGCCUGGUGAUCUUGGAUGCUGUGCUGGUGCUGGGAGAGCUGCUUCUGGAUCUGAAGAUCAUUCAUCCCGACAAAGAGGAGAUCGCACCAAAGGUGCUUCACUACCUGAGCCUCUCCAUCCUGUCCCUCUUCCUGGUGGAAGUCAGCUUCAAGCUCUUCACCUACCGCCUGGAGUUCUUCCACCACAAGUUCGAAGUCCUGGACGCCCUGGUGGUGGUCGUCUCCUUCAUCCUGGACAUCGUGGUCCUCUUUCAGGAGCAUCAGUUUGAAGCGCUUGGCCUGCUGAUCCUGCUCAGGCUGUGGCGAGUGGCCAGGAUCAUCAAUGGAAUCAUCUUAUCAGUGAAGACCCGCUCAGAACAGCAGAUCUCCAAACUGAAGCAAGCCAAUGUACAGCUGAGUGCCAAAGUCCAGCAGCUGGAAAGCAGCUGUGCAGAGAAGGAAAUAGAGGUUGAAAGGCUGAACAAUCUCUUGAAGCAACACGGGCUACUCAGUCAGCCUAAACAAGAUGCCUGAAUUGGACCUGGGGUGGCCAAUCUCCUCCGUGGAUUCUGUUCUGGCCCCGAGAAGUUACUUCACGUUUACAGGGUGACCUUGGUAAAAAAAUAUCCUUUGGCACAUUUCUCAGCACGGGCGCCUUUCCUCCCAGGCUGAUGCCCUUCAGAUAGGGUGGACACUGCCUUCUGCCCUCCUCCUAGUCAUGCUCAGAGGGGGGGG
Protobothrops mucrosquamatus (brown spotted pit viper) is the source of this 1097-nucleotide messenger RNA. Its product is annotated as voltage-gated hydrogen channel 1-like. The transcript is spliced from 6 exons. Gene Ontology annotation, molecular function: voltage-gated proton channel activity. NCBI's taxonomy places the organism in Eukaryota, Metazoa, Chordata, Lepidosauria, Squamata, Viperidae. Gene Ontology annotation, cellular component: plasma membrane. Gene Ontology annotation, biological process: proton transmembrane transport. The record is from RefSeq and is a predicted model, not a curated record. The coding region runs from base 168 to 896 and encodes 242 amino acids.